AUGAGGAACACACAAGAGGGCCAUUCCAUAGCUAUGGAUAAUGCACCCAUUCAUGUGCACGAGAACAUAGAGAGUACAUUAGGGAUAUUAAGGUGUGUAUUCUCUCCUACUUAUUGCUAUGAGUUUGAUUCAAUAGAGCAAACUUGGAUAUUUUCAAAGGUCAAGCGUCAUAAGUUUAUUAAAGAAAAAGUUAUUUCAAAGCAUUUGUUUCGCAUUCUUACAAGUGUUAUAAUAGAAUAA
Molecule: messenger RNA, 240 nt
Organism: Gilbertella persicaria
Lineage: Eukaryota; Fungi; Mucoromycota; Mucoromycetes; Mucorales; Choanephoraceae
Exons: 1
Coding region: 1-240 (79 amino acids)
Source: RefSeq, a predicted model, not a curated record